CAAGCGCAAUGUAAUGGCGCUGAAAUGAAACUAGAAACAAUAAGCGUCCGCCCUGUCAACUGUAGGCAAACACGACAAGUGAUAACAAUCCACAGAGAAGCGCACACAUAGCACUAUAUGAAGCGCGCAAAUUCGGUUUCGUCGCUUUCUAACGGCGCAGUCGGAGAGCUAACCUCGCGAAAGUGGGCUAUCGACACGAAGCUUCAAAUUGCGAACAUACGUUUCGCCUCUUUUCGGUCGGUCGGACCAGUCGCAAAAACGGCUAGUGAGCACACAGGCUUACAUACACUUCGGGAGAAGGUGCGUUAGUUUUCGGACGUAAGCAGUAUGGCGGCCAAAAACGUGUACGUGGUGUGCGGGUUCUGCCCUGAGCUGGACUGGAAACCGACGGCUUUCGUGGGGCCGAUACCGCCGUGUAAGGUGUGCGCCUGGUGCGGCGUAAUUCCCAUGAGCGGCUGGCUACUUCCAUGCGGCGAGCUAGUAUGCCUGCCCUGUCGCGAGAAGAGCGGAAGCUGUCCUGUCCACGGAACUAAGUUUGCGGAGCACGAGCUCGUGAUGACGACGUUUUUGCACCAGCACAUGAUGCAGCGAAAGGUCUACUGCUGGAGCUCAUGUUGCAACAAAACGGGGACAGUGUCUGCUAUGCUUGAACAUUAUGAAAAAGACUGCCCUUACCGCACUGGACCACCACGCUACCAGAAAGAAGAUGUAGAGUGUGGUCUACGGCACAUGGAUCUGAAACACGCUUCAGAGGCAGGCCAUGAACAAAGCACCCAGAGUGCGCUGGAACUGAACGACAACUCCAUGGACGCGAUGGCAAGAAAGGGCGAACCUUUAAAAGACAGCGAUGCGGAGUCCAUUGAUGACCUUGUCGAAGAUAAAAGCGCUGUUGGUAGCAUCAAGAUAUCUCAUUCGAUCAAACUUUCUACGACUCACAGUGAACCACAUGAAGGAAUGCACACUUCAAUCCAUAUCAGCGUGAAUACUAGCGCCAUUGAUGAGUCCACCACUUCCGGAUUUGCGGAUAAUGAUCCGAGUAGCACACAAUCGAUAAAAGCAGUGCAAGAAGAAGCAGACUUACAUACGCAGAUAGCUUUGAAACAUGAGCAUGCGCAUGACGACGUCGAAGGUAUUCAGCAGUCGAACACUAAGCAUGGUACUAACGGUAAAGCCAAUGAACGACAGUGCACUGACGCCAACCACGGUGGCCAUAUAGACGAAAAUGCCACUUUUCGGGCCCGUACACGAAUACAGAAUAACGCUGGUUGCACGAGCAGGGAACACUGCAAACAAGGCACGAACGUGAAAGAAAAAGAAGCAUCGGGCGUGCUUUCAACGAACGCAGUGCCACUGAGAUACGACGAGACAGGCCCAUCUGUUGGUGACGCUGAGGACGAGCCUCAUUCAGCAAGAGAAGCACCAGAAUCAGCGCGUCGUGAAGGGUCCCUGGAAGCCCAAGGCACUGCCAAAAAAAUGGACUGUGGUGAUUACCGUGGAUCCACGUGGAUGAAAUAUUGCAGCCAAACCGCAGGACAAGCUCGCGUUCAAGUGCUGCCACGCGUAAAUGACGAAGGCGCUGCCACCACCGGCAACAAUGUGCGGUGGCAGUGCUCGGGGGCUGAAGCGCUGCCAUCUGAUAGCUCAGCGAGAGUCCUCAGUUACGGGUAUGCCGGAGAAAUUGCGGAUGAUGCCACUGGAAAUGAAGAAAAAGUGCUGCGAAGGAAAGGAUCAGUAGAUAUGACACCAGAACAAUCGCAUGACAGGAGUUUGCAAUUGAAUUUGAGCCGCAGUCUCAGCCAAUAUAGGACGUGCUGUGAAAGCGUCAAAGAGAAGAACGCAGACAGCAGUUUGUGCAAAACCAAACCGGCUGUGCUUGAGAAAUCUGAUGAGGGCGAAGCACUGCUUUUGCGUGGUAUGCCCGAAACAAAGACUGGACACAUAGGCGCCUUGCAGUCUAUGAAACUUGACUUAGAGACCGCUCUAGCAGCGACAAAAGAAUGUAUUGAGAAACACCCAGAAGAUGUUGCUUCUCUGCGUAAACAUGAGGAAAUCAUCAGAGAGUGCAUCUAUGAAGUUGUUAACGCCUGCAAAGCGAUAUUGCAGGCCUCUCUUAAAGCCUCCGAGUCAUGCGAAUGGUACGUGGAGAACUAUGAUCAAGUCAAGAAGAAGGCAUUGCAGCAUGAGUGUUGUUCUGUGGGAAGUUCCUCACCGCUCUAUCUCCGUGGAUACAAUAUCAAGCCGAGCGUCCUUCUCCGUAAGAGGAAGGGCCUCACUGAGUUUCACGCCGAAUUGACUUUGUAUAAGGGACUGUACGAUGACUUUGUAAGGUGGCCUUUCCAAGAGAUCUGCAAGCUUACCCUACUGCACCCUUCUGAUGUCACUAAAAACAUCGUCUUCUGCAUGACUGGUGACAAUGAGCCUGGAUAUAUAGCGUACUUGAAACCAAGAGGCAUGAAGAAUGUUAGUGUUCAUGCCAACGAGCACCGAUCACUUCAGGAAAUCGAAGAGGGAGGCUUUAUUUCCGAUAACAAGCUCCAUUUUAGGUUCGAGGUUUCGAGAGUGUAACAACGACAGAGCGUUUCCACCAGCCAACACCUCAUGCCACGCCCUGCUCAAUGUUUGUAUGACGUGAAGCUCAAGUUUUGGUGCUGCCUCAUUCAAGUGAUUUGCACAAGAGCUCAUGCAAGAAUCGAAGACAAAUUUUUGUUGACCUUGAAAGAAAGUUUCUGGGUAUGUUUACG
This is a messenger RNA of Dermacentor silvarum, 2741 nucleotides long. RefSeq lists its product as uncharacterized. Gene Ontology annotation, molecular function: protein binding. Bases 328 to 2565 code for a protein of 745 amino acids. The record is from RefSeq and is a predicted model, not a curated record. The transcript has 2 exons. Lineage: Eukaryota; Metazoa; Arthropoda; Arachnida; Ixodida; Ixodidae.